Messenger RNA from Cynara cardunculus var. scolymus (artichoke), 3321 nucleotides. RefSeq names its product golgin candidate 5-like. The transcript is spliced from 20 exons. Lineage: Eukaryota; Viridiplantae; Streptophyta; Magnoliopsida; Asterales; Asteraceae. Bases 295 to 3177 code for a protein of 960 amino acids. The record is from RefSeq and is a predicted model, not a curated record.
CACUCGCUGCGUUCUCAAUCGAGCUUCAGCGCACUAUAUUCACAGACAAACGAAAUCGCCCCAUUUUUUCAUACCCUUUGAUUCCUCUUCUAUCAGUUUUCUUCUAAUCAUCUUUUUGGGAGUUGCAACUCCUUGACUUUCAGAUUCACUCGACUUCAUUGAUGCUACAUCAAUUUCUGGCUCCACUGUUCGUCACCCAUUCAUAAAACGAUUCUCUCUACACUUCGAGGGUUUUGAUGCAUUUGAUUCAUAUUGUUUCAAGAAUUGGUGGGAUUUUAAGUUAAAGAUUAGGAGAUGGCUUGGUUUAGUGGGAAGGUCUCGCUAGGGAACUUCCCUGAUUUUGCGGAAGCCGUUAGCAAGAUCAGCGAAGGGGUUAAGAGCAUCGAGAAGAAUUUUGAUAACGCUCUCGGGUUGGAAGAGAAUCCCGAUGGUGCUUCUUCCACUUCUGCAGCUUCAGGGUUAUGGUCGACGGAUAUAAUGUCAUUUAUGGGUCAGCAAGAUGAGGAUGGUGUUAUCGAGUCGUCAGAAGAUCUUGAAACUUCUGAAAAACACGAAUCUUUAGAAAAGCUUGAAUCUCUAGGAAAGCACGAAUCUUCAGAAAACCAUGAAUCUGCAAGUCUUCAAUCCUCUUUUAGGGAAAACGAAAUGACGGAGGCUGAUGAUCAAGCAAAUCUAGAAACCUUAAAGCCUGAAGAGCAUCAGGGUCAGCCAUUGGAAACGAAUAAUUUAGUUUCAGAGGAAGCGGAAAAGUUGGCAGAAACAAAUAUUGCACUUCCUGAAGGAGAUAGUAUCACUGAAAAGCCCGUGGGAUCAAAUAUUGGAAUAUCUGAAGAGGCGACCACCGCCACUAAUAAUGAAAAUGAAGUGGAAGCCAGUUCAAUAGCAGAAUCGAGUGUUAAUCAUCCCGAUCAAUUAGAGUUUCCUGACCAUACCCAUUACAAAGAGAGCCCGGAAUUUGGUUUUUCUGAAGAUCUUGGAUUAACGAAACUCGAGUCAAGAAACUCUGAAGAUCAAGUAUUUGGUGAUGGCCAUCAGCCAAAUGAGGUGGACGAUGGUAUUGAUUUGCAGAAGACUGAAGAAGAGACCAUGCGGGAAGUUUCGGGCCAAAGUGGACAUGAAACACAUCGAAAUGAAGCUCAAUCUGACACAUCUGAUGAAGUGGGUGUAAAAGUUUCGGAUGAUUCCCCUGAGAUGGUUCUUGAAGUGGUUAACACGUGUGCAAAAGUUGAGAUAGUUGACGAGCUAGCUAGUGAACAUGAAGCCGAUAAAAAAGAACAGAGCUUAGGAAGCAAUUUGUCUGAUGAUGCAGGUUCAGUGGUUGAGCUCGAGAAGGUGAAGAAAGAGAUGAAAUUAAUGGAGACUGCACUUCUAGGAGCUGCUAGACAAGCUCAGGCAAAAGCUGAUGAAAUUGCAAAGCUGAUGAAUGAGAAUGAGCAGCUGAAGUCUGUUCUUGAAGAUCAAAAGAGAAAAUCAAAUGAAGCUGAAAUCGAGUCUUUAAGAGAAGAGUAUCAUCAAAGGGUCUCAACUCUUGAAAGAAAGGUUUAUGCUCUCACAAGGGAAAGAGAUACUCUACGUAGAGAGCAAAAUAAGAAGAGUGAUGCUGCUGCUCUUCUGAAGGAAAAAGAUGAAAUCAUCACUCAAGUAAUGGCAGAAGGUGAAGAGCUGUCAAAGAAACAAGCUGCUCAAGAAUCUCAAAUAAGGAAACUACGUGCGCAAAUCAGAGAGUUUGAAGAAGAGAAAAAGGGAUUGAUAAUGAAGCUACAGGUGGAAGAGAACAAGGUAGAGACUAUAAAGAGAGAUAAAGUGGCUACCGAGAAGCUUCUUCAAGAAACUAUAGAAAAAAACCAGGCUGAACUUGCAACUCAAAAGGAAUUCUAUACGAAUGCGUUAAGUGCAGCCAAAGAAGCCGAAGCGUUAGCGGAGGCACGAGCAAACGAUGAAGCCAGAAGUGAACUAGAGAGCCGUCUGAAGGAAGCUGCUGAACGUGAAGCUAUGCUAGUUCAAACUCUAGAGGAAUUAAGACAAACACUAAGCAGAUCGGAGCAGCAGGCGGUUUUUAGGGAAGAUAUGCUAAGGAGAGAUGUUGAGGACCUUCAAAAACGAUACCAGGCAAGUGAGCGUCGAUGCGAAGAGUUGAUUACACAAGUUCCUGAAUCUACUAGGCCUCUUCUGAGGCAAAUCGAGGCUAUUCAGGAAACAACUGCUAGAAGGGUAGAAGCUUGGAAUGCUGUGGAGAGAUCACUAAACUCACGGCUUCAGGAAGCAGAGGCCAAAGCUGCAGGUUCAGAGGAAAGAGAGCGUUCUGUUAGUGAACGAUUAUCCCAAACACUAUCUCGCUUAAAUGUUCUUGAAGCUCAGAUAUCGUGUUUGAGAACUGAGCAAACGCAGCUAACGAGGUCGCUUGAGAAGGAAAGACAGAGGGCGGCGGAAAGUAGGCAAGAUUAUCUGGCGCUAAAAGAAGAGACAUAUACUCAUGAAGGUCAUGUGAAUCAGCUUGAAGAAGAGAUACGAGAACUCAAGAGGAAACAUAAGCAAGAGCUGCAAGAAGCAUUGACUCACCGUGAACUUCUGCAGCAGGAUAUAGAACGUGAAAAAGCAGCCCGUUUGGAACUAGAAAAAACGGCUUCUGCUGUUCCAGAGCAAAAUCCUAUAGCUAGAACGAAGUCGAGCUUUGAGAAUGGGUUGAGUCGUAGACUCUCGAGCGCCGGAAGUUUGAGUAGUAUGGAGGAAAGUUUUUAUUUGCAGGCAUCGUUGGAUUCGUCUGAUAACUUUUCAGAACGGAGAAAUCUUGGAGAGUCUACGUAUUAUUUAAAGAGCAAAACACCAAAUGCAUUUGAGGCUGCCCUUCGACAAAAGGAGGGCGAACUUGCAUCUUAUAUGUCUAGACUGGCAUCCAUGGAAUCGAUUCGGGACUCUCUAGCUGAGGAAUUGGUUAAAAUGACCGGGGAGUGUGAGAAGUUACGGUCAGAAGUGGGUGAGGUGGGUGGCUUGAAGGCGGAGCUAGAAGCGUUAAGAAAGAGGCACUCUGCUGCGCUGGAGUUGAUGGGUGAACGGGAUGAGGAGCUUGAAGAGCUUCGAGCCGAUAUUGUGGACUUGAAGGAGAUGUACAGAGAACAAGUAAAUAUUCUUGUAAAUAAGAUUCAGGUGUUGAGUUCAUCAAUUGCUGCUGGUGCCUGAGAGUGUUCAUUUCUCUAUCUUGUAGCUGAAAACUACUAGUAGAAUGUUUGGUGAAAGAUCGUUUAUUUUGUGAUAUGAUUUUUUGUAAUUUCAAUUGAUUUUAAAAAUUGCAGAAUAAUAAUAUUAAUAUUAAUAGAAAAUGAA